Messenger RNA from Mercurialis annua (annual mercury), 495 nucleotides. Its product is annotated as secreted RxLR effector protein 161-like. Lineage: Eukaryota; Viridiplantae; Streptophyta; Magnoliopsida; Malpighiales; Euphorbiaceae. Bases 1 to 495 code for a protein of 164 amino acids. The record is from RefSeq and is a predicted model, not a curated record. The transcript has a single exon.
AUGGACAAAGCAAAUCCUUUAAGUACUCCUAUAGUUGUUCGAUCACUAAAGCUUGAAACUGAUCCAUUUCGUCCUUGUGAAGAAAAUGAAGACACUCUUAGUCCUGAAGUACCAUACCUCAGUGCAAUUGGAGCGCUUGUAUAUCUCGCUAAUUGCACUUGCCCUGACAUAUCAUUGUCUGUCAAUUUAUUAGCAAGAUUCAGUUCAGCUCCCACGAAGAGACUUUUGAAUGGAAUCAAACAUAUAUUCUGUUAUCUUUGUGGAAGUACUGAUCUUGAUUUAUUUUAUUCUAACGAUUCAAAAUUAGAAUUGAUUGGUUAUGCAAAUGCAUGUUAUUUGUCUGAUCCUCAUAAGGUUAGGUCUCAAACUGGACAUGUAUUUACAAGUGGAGGUACUGCAAUUUCUUGGCGAUCACAAAAACAAACACUUGUAGCCACUUCCUCAAAUCAUGUUGAACUUACUACAUUACAUGAAGCAAGUAGGGAAUGUGUGUAG